Molecule: messenger RNA, 3264 nt
Organism: Pseudo-nitzschia multistriata
Lineage: Eukaryota; Bacillariophyta; Bacillariophyceae; Bacillariales; Bacillariaceae
Source: the annotation of a GenBank genome assembly
AAACCUUUGUUCUUUGAAUUCGUCGUCGAUGAAACAAAUCGGAACUAGUUUGCUUCACMAUCGACUACUCACAUUGAAAUUCAAAUCAAAAGAUGGCACCAAUUGGGAAAAAUGGCGACAAACGUACCGGGGGUAUAGCGUGGGCUGGAUCUCUUGUAGGUUCCGCAAACCCUGACAAUCUUGGAUACCGUUAUUCCAACCCUUUAAAGCGAUUUAAAAAAGCCGGCGGCAUCAAUGAUGGCAGCGAAGGGAACGGGCCUGAACUUCCUUCUAACCUCGUUGUCCAAUUUCAAAAUCGUCAGGGUGAUGAGUUGUCCGGCUCAUUGGACGUACCGACGCACUCAACAAUUGAGGAUCUUCAAGCAUUGGUUCAUUCUCUCCUUGAAAAUGACGACGGCGGCGAUGACGAGAAAAUGAACAGAGCAAAACGAAUUCCUUAUUCUUUCUACGCAAAAAUCACAAGUAAGGCUGGAAUCGUAGAUGAAGUCGAAAUCACUAGCAGUCUAUCAGAYUUCUUUAAGGAAUAUCACAACCUCGUGUCUACUGAAGUUACCCUCCAGCUUACCUACCAGCCACUGGCAGUUUUUAAAGUGCGACCYGUCACGAGAUGUACAUCUACCAUGUCUGGUCAUACCGAAGCCAUACUGCAUGUAUCCUAUAGUCCUGAUGGACUAAAUCUUGCUAGUGGCGGUGGAGACACUUCUGUUCGUUUUUGGGACGUGAAUACCAGUCUACCCAAAUUUACGUGCAAACAACACAAAGAUCACGUGCUUUGUACUUCUUGGUCACCUGAUGGACGCUUUUUCGCUAGUGCAGAUAAACGUGGGACAUUGAUACUCUGGGAUCCUCAUCGAAAGAGAAAACGGGGAAAUAGAGAAACCGGGGAGAAGUCGUUGUCAUCAGAACCCAUUUGGAUUAAAGCCAAAGCACACAAGCAGUAUAUCAGUGCACUUGCGUGGGAGCCUCUUCACCUCAAUCAGGGUCGAGGUGAGCGAAUUGUCACUGCUUCAAAGGACGGGACGUGUAAAAUCUGGAACGUUAGAACAAAGCAAUCCUUGGUGACUUUGUCGGGCCACACCGAUUCGAUCGAGGCUGUCAAAUGGGGUGGCGAGGGCUUCAUUUAUACAGCCAGUAGAGAUCGUACAAUCAAAGUAUGGACAGCGAAAGAGGGAGAUGWCCUAGGAAAACUYGUUCGAACAUUAAAGGGACACGGACAUCGAGUCAACACACUGGCGUUAUCAAGCGAUUACGUCUGCCGAACUGGUCCCUAUGAUUUUGCUCCGUCGGGACGACCCCAACGGGUCUUCGAAACAGAGAUCGAUGCCGAUAACAACGAUGAGGAUACUAUUCGUAGGGCCAAAUAUGAAGCUGCACUAGGACGUUACCAAGCUUUCAGAGAUCAACAGGAGGGUAACGGAGAAAAAGAACGACUYGUUUCCGGAAGUGAUGAUUAUACACUCUUCUUAUGGCAUCCCACUUCAGCCAAACACCCUGUGAAGCGUUUGACAGGUCAUCAACAGGCUGUCAAUCACAUUCAAUUUAGCCCAGACGGUCGCUAUUUUGCGAGUGCCUCUUUCGACAAAAAAGUUAAAUUGUGGAACGGAUUUUCUGGAGAAUUUUUGACAACCCUGACAGGGCACGUAGGAGCUGUCUAUCAGGUAGCAUGGUCAUCAGAUAGUAGAUACCUAGUCACUGCCAGUAAGGAUAGCACUGCYAAGCUGUGGGAGGUCCCAUCGGGGAAGGUUGCAAAGGCAACCUUACCAGGACAUGCCGAUGAGGUGUACGCUUUAGAUUGGAGUCCUAACGGUGCGAGCGUUGCAACCGGAUCCAAGGAUCGUACCAUCAAGGUCUGGAAGCAUUGAUAAUCUGGACGACAUAAAUAGAAAUAAGAAGCAUCGAAGGAAGAUGUACAAAAGAAGAAUGCAGGGUGCGGGAAAAAAUAUSAAAUAAAURCUGUUUGAGAAGAUCAACUACCAUUGUAACUAGUCUCYAUCCRAUAAUGUUGAUAAAAACUGAGAGAAAUCAUUAAUYUUCAUUCAUUCGAAAUCAUUCGAAAGUGACGUGAACGCGGAAGGGCUCGAUUCAUAUUGCCGAAGUAAGUCAUCUUCCUUUUUAGCCCGUGCUAGUUCUUUCACCUCAAGAAUUUUCCGGACCAUGACRAAGCGUUGUCCUCCCGCAUACUUAUACUGGCAGCGYGCAGUCUCGACUAGGUACUCUUUGUCCCCUAUCACGAUGAUAUCACCACUYGUUGUUGACUUGUCAAGUUGAAAUUCUCCCACCACUGUCGUCGUUGACUUUCCGUUUUGACUCUUGCUUUUCUUUCUCGAUUGACGCUGGAUCAGCUUCGAAGGCGUAGUCGAAUCAUCUGAAAGUUUCUUUUUAGAUUUACYAUUUAUCUUCUCAUUCUUUCUUUUCGAGAAARAAUUACCMCUAGUUGAUGCAAGCAUGUGGCGGUCGAGGUCGGUUCCCUUUACUUUAUCUCCAUUGCUCUUGUCAAUCAUUUGUUGCUCCUUUCGUCUCUGAAAUUCAGUUUUGUAUGGAUCAUCUGGCGUCUUUGUUCUGACUGAAAAUGGUAGAUGAUCCCGAUUGUCAAGCGGCCUAUAUCCCUGUCCUUUGCCAUUCUUCCGUUUUCGUUUCACUUUAGGCUCCAUUCCGAGUAAAUCACGAUUCAAAUCCUCUCUCGUUACCAACAUAUCUUCAUCUCGGUCUUCCCCGUCUUCGGCGAACCAUCCUUUUUGCAGAUGUAGUCUGACAGGUUUUCUGAAACAUGACCAUCUUAGGUCACUGGGAACGGAUUGAGUUGAUAACAUUGGAACGAAAGCCUUGCAUGUAUCAACCACAUUCGUCAUGGAAUUCGCUAUCACAAGCGUCAACAAUGYUGCGAAGCCUCUGGCGACAAGGUUCAUCUUGGGUUUGAGCCAGCURUAUUUUCUCAAAGGCACUCCGAAUKAGACUUUCGAUUGAAAUCUUCCGUAUGCUUGUGAGUGCUCCACAGUAACAAGGAUUGUUCCUAUCGACUCUGAGAUUGUUCUGUUGUCAGACAGAAAACUUUUCGUCUGUUUCUGCCAAUGAAGGCACCUUGACGACGUUGUGCCCUGCCGUCUGAUCUGUUCAGUWGUCGUCACCUGGUACAGUUUUUGGCAGAAGAACUCCUCGUACCGGACAGGUACGUACGAACGAAACCUAAUGAGGUGGAGACAGGUCCGGAGCCAGUACAAAUUUUACACGGGUCUACGGAGGUAACAAUACACCUCAUUAGGGCUC